AACCACGCCAAUCUGGAUAGUAAUAGUCAGAGCACAAGACUUCCGCCAUUGUGAUUGUGACUCGUUGUGUGUUUCGUUUGUUGAUGAUUGUACAUGGACAGAUCGACAACUAGGGUGACAUUCGGCCGGGGUUGACUGACACGACACACUGAUGGAGAAAUCAGUUUAUUUGAUAUUUCUUUUAGCAACGGUCUGUAGCACUGAUGACGUGGAGAACCUGCUACAGUGUAAACACAUUGAGCUGUCAGACAGCCUGACUAACUGCAGGAAGAGCAACCUUCAGGUGGACAUCCUCAAGACGUCGUCGGCAGCGUCCAGGUCAACAGGCUUCGUCGAUUACGAGGAAUUAUUUGUUUCCGCCACACAAGCCACGUGCAGUCAACUGGACCAGUACACGACCCAGCUGACGUGUAAACACAAUGUGAUAGACGAGUGUCUGGCUGACGAGUACAAGAGCCUGCUGCCUGACCAGUACAACCUGGCGGAAGCCGUCCGGUACUUGUGCACGAACCUGUUUGAUCUGAACGACCAGUGUCUGAGAGACUACAUGCUUAACAUGGGGGAGUGUCUGCUGAGUAGGGGCUUCGACAACCCCGCCCAGCUCGCGGAUAACUCGGUGAAGGAGAACACGUGCAAAUUGUAUUCCUACGCCUCGACGUGUGUGGCAACAACCUUCCGACCGUGUGGCGUCAUUCCGCUCAAGAUCUACAGAAAGGCUAUGACCUACCUCGCGCCACGUGCCUGCAGUGGGGCGGUCAAGGUCACCGCGGUAGUGCUGACUCUUGCAAUAACAACGUGUAAGGCGUUGUUCGAAAUGUUGUUAUAAAGCCUUGAUGAUACACAACAUGUGGCCUUUUCAAAGCAGAGUUGUGUAAUUGGUAGACUAUGCGAGAAGAUGAUGUUCAGUGAAUACUUCUAAUGAAUGGAAGAAUGGCCACUUGAUGGCUUGUGCUCGGGGCGAUUCCCGGACCUGCAGGCGGCAUGUGUGUUACACCACAGCACAUUACAGAGAAAAGAACCCUACUCCAGUUGCAGUCAGUCGGCUUCAGUUUCAUUAGGCAAUGUGACAAUAAGUUGGUAAUAAACUUGUGGUGUGACCCUAGCCAGUAUAAGAACAUUAGAACGCAUCAGCCUUUGAAGCAGUCAGUUCCUCCACAUCUUUGUCUGUGCAUAAACUACAGUUUUAAGUGACAUCAGCUUCUAUCAUCACCUCAUCAGCUUCUAGCACCAUCAGCUGCUAACAUCAUGUCAUCAUCUAAUAACAUCAUGUCAUCAGCUGCUAACAUCAUGUCAUCAUCUAAUAACAUCAUGUCAUCAGCUGCUAACAUCAUGUCAUCAUCUAAUAACAUCAUGUCAUCAGCUACUAACAUCAUGUCAUCAGCUAAUAACAUCAUGUCAUCAGCUGCUAACAUCAUGUCAUCAUCUAAUAACAUCAUGUCAUCAGCUGCUAACAUCAUGUCAUCAGCUACUGUCAUUACAAUAUUAUCUAAAACACCCCACACUCGACUAUGCUAAAAUCACCAUCGCGCCGUAACACCCUGUGACACCAUGACCUUUCCUGUGACCCAUGACCCUCUCCUGUGACCCAUGACCCUCUCUUGACCCCAUGACCUUUCCUGUGACCCAUGACCCUCUCCUGUGACCCCAUGACCCUCUCCCGUGACCCCGUGACCCUCUCCUGUGACACCUUCCUUCAACCCACAUGCAAGCCCUUCCUAUGACAGCCACUCCACAACCCUCCUCCCAUAAUCCCGUAACAGUCCUUGUGACCCCCGUCAUCAUGUAUGUAUGUUGUGAAAUUACACUCUCGGAUCACUAUUUUUCUACCACUGUACUUUGUAAAUAAAAAACUUUAAAGUAA
Haliotis rubra (blacklip abalone) is the source of this 1861-nucleotide messenger RNA. RefSeq lists its product as uncharacterized. The record is from RefSeq and is a predicted model, not a curated record. The transcript is spliced from 5 exons. The coding region runs from base 152 to 826 and encodes 224 amino acids. Lineage: Eukaryota; Metazoa; Mollusca; Gastropoda; Lepetellida; Haliotidae.